AUGCAGCAGAAUGAAUCCUUCAACAGCCGCAUCCUGCAGUACAGCAGCAGCAGCAGUAACACAACGGGGUCGUUCGUCAGUUGCAACGGGUCCCAAGUGCAGCAACCCGUCGUGGAUUUAUGUUUUUCUCGCUGCAACAAGAUGGGCAGCAUCAGCAGCAGCAUUGUCAGCAUGCGAAUGGACCUGCUCGCAGAAGACUCUCCCAACGCACUCAGAGUCAAACGUGGGGUGGCACUGGAACAAGAGUUGAGCGUCCGCAGCUGUCGGCACCGCGGGCAUACGGGUAGAUUUCCAGACUUGGAUGCCCGGCGCAGCUGCAGUUCGCGCAGCACUCUGGCCUUCGGCGGGAAGGGGAAAGCCCCUUUAGCAACGGCGGCAGUAGAAGCAGCAGCAGGAGAAGCAGGGGGCCAUGUCCAAGCCCCCAAGUCAGAAGGAGGGCCCCCUGAGGGCUCUUCCUUUACAGAGACUGUGCACCAGCUGCUAGAGAACCUGCAGGAUCUCUCCGAUCCUUUGCGUCUGCAGCAGCAGUUGCAGCAGCAACGGCAGCAGGCAAGCUCUGGCGGCAGGCCUAAGAGCUGGUUAGAGGUUGCAGCAGCAGCAGACAGCAAUAGGAGGCGCGCGAAGGCGAAGCACAUUCUUCCAAGCACCAGCGGUAGUAGCAGCAGCGGCUGCUGCUGGAACAGCAGAGACACUCAAACAGGAAAUGACCACCGUAAGAAACAGCGGGAGUUGCAGCUGCUUUUGCAGCUGCUGCCCGCUGAAGGACAGCAACUGUUGCUAGACGUCCUUGCUGCAGAGCAGCAGCAGCAAAACUACCUGCUGCUGCUGUUGCGCCAGGCGAUGGAAGAAGAACGCAGAACAGCAGCAGGAGCUGCAGCGAGGAAGGAAUUCAUCGUAGCUGCUGCAGCAGUCGAUCAUCUGCUGCAAACGGGACAGGCGCCGCCUCCCCCAACCGCAGAAGCAGCAGCAGCAACAACAACAAUACCUGGAACAAAACCAGCAGCAUUAACCGAAGGGUCACAUACAAGGGAGGGGAGGACAGUCAAGAAGGCGUUGCCCCCUCCACCUGCUGCGUCGUCAGCAUCAGCAGCAACGGGAGCAACAGGUGCUGCCGGCAAUGGAGCUGCUGCUGCCCCCAGCACCUGUGGAGGGCAGGUGCUGGCAGGUCGAGACCCUGCGGGAGUCUUCGAAGAUGUCCGUAGCAGCCAUAUGAAACGGGAGGGACCAUAUGAGGUGCAGAACAGCAGCAACAGCAGCAGCAGCAGAAGCAGUCCUACAAGGACAGGCUGGCGAAUGGAGCAGAGGGCGCAGCAGCAGCGCAUGCGCAGUGCAGCAGAAGCCACGCGUGCCCAGGCCCUGCAGCAGCAGUUUGUGCUUCAGGAAGAGUUGCUAAUGCGGAAGCAGCUCGAGACCCGUCUCCACGCCCUCCUGACGCAGAGGCCUCCUAAUCACCAACAGCAGCAGCACUUUCAGAGCACUGCUGACUUUAGAUGUUCCUCACUGGAUGAAGCAGAGGCCUCUGCAGUUGCAUAUGGGCCUCCGCACCUGCCCCGUUUGGCCUGUACCAUCGCUCAGCAGCGCCUCCGCAGCAGUAGCGGCAGCGCAGCAAGCAAGCAACAGCUGCAGAAAGCCGAGAGUGCACAGUCAGAGGAUUCUGUAGUUGUGGAGGCCUUGAAGGAGGCCGAAGAGUUGCUCCUGCGGGAGCAGCAGCAAACUGCUGCUUUCAGACACGCUGUGGAAUCCCCUAUAGGGUACAUGAAUACACCAGCUGCUGCUGCUGCUGCUGCAGCAGCAGCAGCAGCAACAGCAACGCCUCUAGCUCCAGCUCCCUGGUGCUCACAUGCAGCAACUGACAAACCACAGCAGCUGCUGGACACAGACUUAGGAGCACACUGCAGCAGCGCCCAAAUGCAGCACCAGCACAACUUGAAAUGGCCGCAGCAGCAAGCUGCUGGACAUCAUCACCAAGGAAUCCUCCCGUCUCAACUGCAAGCAAUGCAGCAAUCGCUACCAGAGCAGCAGCAAAUGCUGCAACAAGGGCAGCAACAACCUAUGCAGAAAGAUUUGUUCCUGCUGCUGCAACAAAUGCUGCAGCAGCAGCAAACCACCGAGCAGCAGACGCUUCUACAGACGAGCCAGCUAUGCUCCUCCCAGCAGCAGCAGCAGCAGCAACACCUAGACAAGGACCAGCAAACUGACAAGCUUGAGGGCCUUUCUCGGCUGUCGUCUCUGCUCGAGUGCAGCAAACAGCAACGACGCCUCCGCGAUGCCGCUAGAGCAGCAGAAACCCUAUCCUGUUCACACGGUAGCCUAGGUGUAGAGCAGCAGCCUCAGCAGCCGCAGCCGCAGCAGCAACCGCAGCAGCAGCAGUCGGAGCAUCAGCAGCAGCAGCAACAACAACAGCAGGAGCAGGGCAUUGACGACGGGCCUGCUGCCCAAAAGGAAGCACAACCUCUGGGACCGAUACAAAUGGUGGACAGACAGCAACAACAAACACUUCGGCUCUUAAGGACAACUCAGCAGCAGCAGGUACAGCAGCAGCAGGUGCAGCCGCAGAAGGUGCAGGAGCUGCAGCAGGUGGAAGAGCAGCGGCAGGUGCUGCAACAACAGCACAUGUUGCAGCAGCAGUACGUGCUACAGCAGCAGCAAGUGAUGCAGCAGCAGCACAUGAUACAGCAGCAGCACGUGCUACAGCAGCAGCAAGCGAUGCAGCAGCAGCACGUGCUCCAGCAGCAGCACGUGAUACAGCACCAGCACGUGUUACAGCAACAGGUACAGGAGAAGGAGCAGUUGCUGCUGCAGCAGCAGGUGCAGCAGCAGCAGGUGCAGCAGCAGGGACAGCAACAGCAGCAACAGGUUCAGCAAAAGCAACGGGUGCAGCAGCAGGUAGAGAAUACGCAGGAGAAGCAGCAAGAGCAGCAGCUCCAGCAUCUGCAACAGCGGCUGAUGCUCCAGCAGCAGCAAGAGCAGCAGCAGCAGGAGCAACAGCAGCUCCAGCAGCAGAAUCAGCAGCUGAAGCAGGUACAACAGAGGCACCAGCAACAGCAGCAGGAACAGGAAGAGCAGCAGCAACAAAAGCAACUGCGGCAACAGCAGGUGCCGCAGCAGCUGGAGCAGGUGCACCAGUGGCAGCUUCAGGAUCAGCAGGAUCAGCAAGAGCAGCAAGAGGUGCAGUUGCAUCAGCAGGAACAGCAGCCACAGCAACAGAUGCUGCUGCCCCAUCUGAGGAGGCAGCAGCCGCAACGCAGUCCCUCCGCACGGCAGACGAAGCGCAAACGCUUAACCGAGCAGCCCCCGCAGCAUCUGCUGCAACAGCAGCACUGCAAUAGCCGCAGCAACAGCAGGGCUCGAAGCGUUGUGCACAGACAGGAGAAGAAACAAACAGCAGCAUCACAUGCAGCAACAAACUGUGGGGAGACCCCCAAUAGCUGCAGCAAGCAGCAAAUGCCCUCCCCUCCAGGUCCCCCAGGCCAACGCACACGAGAAGCCCGCCCUCUUAAGAAUGACAGCUCUCAGGAGCAGCAGCAACAGCACCAGCAGCAGGAGAGGGAGCAGCAUCUCCUGCUCCUGAAACAGGGACACCAACAGCAGCCGAACCAGCAGCCCAAGCAACAGCCGAAGCAGCAGCAGCAGAAUAAGUUUUUGCAGGAUAUUUCUCCCCCUCUCUCUCCUCUGUCGCCCAAGGGGGCGUCACACAGCAUAUGGCUGAUUCGUGGGCGGCAGAGCCCUCCUCACUGUGGGCAGCCCUUAACACAGAAUACCUUUAAACCUAAAGUUCGCUCUCUUACUGCCAUCGUGCCCUACGAAGGUAGCCUCCAGCAGCAGCAGGAGCAGGCGCGCCACAAGCAGCAGCUAUUACAGGUGCAGCAGCAGGUACUACAACUCGAAGAAAACAUGCAGAUGGUAGGCCAAGUUCCCCCAACCGCCUCUCCAAGCAAAAAUACCAGCAACAGCAGCAAACACAGCAGCACCAGCAAGGCCCAGGGGCAGCAGCAGCAGCAGCAGCAGGAGCAGCCGCAGAUCAGUGGGGCUUCUGCUGUGGUGUAUAGGGGCUUCUUCACUGCGAGCAAACCGCGGUGGAGGGGCGGGGAACAACAGCAACUGCCAAAGGUUGACACAGGGAGCCCACAGUCAAUACAUAACCCAGCUGCGGCAGGAACCCCUCUAAGAGUAGGUGCAUCAGCAGCAGUUGCUUGUCCUGCAGCAGAAGGUACUGCCGAAGUUGCAACGACUGUUCCUGGGAAGAGUGCACAACAACGCAAACCUGCAGGACAACCAUCGCGAGCAGCAAUAGCAGCAGCAGAUGUUGCAGCAAAAGUGGUUCCACUCGGCAGAACAGAAAGCAGUUCAAGUAGAGCAGCUCAGCGCAGCUACAGCAGCUGCCCCUACGUGGCAAAUGCUCGCAGCGCUUCGGGGGCGCCGUCCUGUAGAAGCCGCGCCCACACCGCUCUAUCUGCAGCUGCAGCAGAAGCACGAGCAGCAAGCGGAGCAAGCGGUGCUGGAGCAGACGUCGAAGCCAGAAGCAACAGCCGCAACAUCAGCAAGAACUGCAGCAGUAGUAAUAGCAGCAGCAAGAACAGAAGCAUAAUAACAAAAAAGACUGAAACUCCCAGGCCCCAGUCCCGACCGGAUACUGCGCCUGCCCUCCGAACCCAAGAAGCUCUGCGCAGCAGAACUAACACGGCAGUCCUUGCUGCUGAGCUUGGCAAGAGCAGGAGUAGCAGCAGCAGCAACAGCAGGCAGCAAAGGCUGUUUACAGAGCAGGUGAUACGCUUCCCUAGAGGGAUUCCGUUGGAAGAACCAUCUACUGGAGUAAGCAGCAACGGCAAGGCUGUCCGCAUCGUCGCCCGAAGCAACAGUAGCAGUAGCAGCAGCAGCAACAGCAGCAGCAAUAUUGUGAGGAACAGGAAGCCGACUGCUUAUCCGCUAGCGAAAGCGACGUCUUCUUCCUGUGCAAGUUCUCCUAAAAGCCAAAACGACAGGCUGAAAGGCCGCAGCCGCACCGUCGUGGCUGCUGCUGGUUCUCGCAGCCAGAGCUGCAGCAACAGCAGCAGCAGCCGCAGCAGCAGCAGAUGGGACCUACACAUGGCUGCCAACGACAACAUCUCGUCACCAGCUAGAAGGGCCACAAGCUCUACUGCUAGAUGUACAUUUAAUAGCAGAAGCAGACAAGGCAACCGGGCUGGUGCAGAUGGCCCUCUGUGCACGAAGGCACAAACUGAAACACCAGCAGAAAAAGUUGCAGAACUAGGGGGAGCAGCAGCAGAAACAUUGCCAGCACCAGAAGCAGCAGGAACGGAAGACAGUGAAGAAGUAGUACGGCUGGCAGACACAACGGCAGAAACAGCAGCGGCUGCAAGCGCGAUUGGCACACAAGGCAAAGUUAACUCUUUAGCAGCAACAGAAGGUGAACCAGACACAACGGUGGCAGCAGCGGCAGCAGCGCCUGCCGCAUCGACAGCAGACUCUGCAGCAGCCGCAGAAGGGGACAGUUUGAGGCUGCGGUCAAAGACCUGGCUUCUACUGCCUUCUAAAGAGGAUAAGGACGCUCAACGAUUCCAAAAAUUGCAUUCUGUGGCUGUACCCGCCGCUGCACCGCUGCAGGAAGUGCAGCGAAUGCAACAGCGGCAGCAGCAGCAAUUGCAACAGCAACAACUGUUGCAGCAACAGCUGCAGCAGCAACAGCUGCAGUUCCAGCAACAGGUGCAGCAACAGGUGCAGCAACAGGUGCAGCAACAGCUGCAGCAGCAGCGGCUGCAGGAAAGCGGCCAGCAUCACCAGCCCGUGCUGGAGCAACGCCAACACGACCAACAGCAUCUGUUGCUGCAGCAGCUGCAGCAUCAGCAGCAGCAGCUUCAGCAACAACAGCAGCGGCUGCAGCUGCUACAGCGGCUGCAGGAGCAGCAGCAGGAGCAACUUAUGCAGCUGCAGCAGCAGCAGCAGCAGCAGCAAAGCCAAUACACGAGACACACGAGCUGGCUCACAGGAUACGGCAUCGAAGCAGAAAUCAGUGGAAGAGGAAUUCCCUUCGGGAAGCCUGCGUCUUCCACUCUGAGUUUCAAGCAUAGCAGCAGCAGGAGACCUACCAACAGACAACCAGGGGAUAGCGGCAGCAGCCGCCGCAGCAGUGGCAGCAGCCGCAGCAGCACGAGUUUGCUGCUGAGACGCUGCAGCAAUCCCAUGCACUGGGGGGCUGUUGAUAGCCCAGAGGAGCAUGAACACAUCCAGCAGCAGCAGCAGAAGCAGCUGCCGCAAGCGCAGCAACUUCACGAACCUGCCUAUCCACUGCUGCACAGAGCCCCUGAGGAGAAACGCAAUCUCUCUUACAACAAUAGAGACGGCAUGGACCAACACAAAGGCAGCAGCAACAACUACAGCAGCAAGAACAACGACAGCAAGAACAACACGAACAACAACAAGAGCAACUACAACAACAGCAGCAACAACGACAAGAACAACAACAGCAGUAUCAGCAACACCAAAAACACAAGCAGCAACAACGACAGUCACGAGGACAGCAACGGCUCCCUUAGGAGCCUCAGCAUCACCAGUCUUCCAAUGAGGAGUUUCUCAGGCCUCCCGGGUGUACCCCCACCAGAUCCUGAGAUAGCAGCAGCAGCAGCAGUAGUAACAGCAUUUGUGCCAGAUGAACCAGCAGCAGGAGCUGCAGUUGCUGCCGCAGCUGCAGGAGAAGCAGCGGAAGGCAGUGCGUGUGCAGCAGCAGCGGCAGCUCAUACUCCCCAGACGACAGUAGCGGAUCCUGGGGCGGCAGGCCAGAUAUUAGCAGCAGCUGAACCAGAGGCAGUAGCAACAACAGCAUCAGCAGAGCCUGCAGCAGGCGGACCCUCAACAGCAGCAGAAACUGUAGCGGUAGCAUCAGUUUCUGAGUCUGUUGAGUUGAGAGCGUACCACCUCCCCUCCUGCAGCAUUAUCGGUUCUGCUACUGCAGCUCAUCAUGACCACCAGCGGCAGCAUCAACCACAACAACAGCAGCAGCAGAGGACAGGACUGGAGUUCGACCCUCUACCGAGUGAGGGUAGUGGCCCCUUUAACGACCAAGGGAAGGCCUCGUGGUCGUCCAAACUGCUAUCCCUUCCCCGCGCUUUGCUGCCGCUGCUGCAGUCAGCCGGAACCGGCAGCAACAGUAGCAGCGGCGGCAGCAACAGCAGCGGCAACAGCCCCCACCGCAGCAGCAACAACGCUGGGGAGGGGGCAACUGCUGCUGAGGAUCGUCCUCGUGGCAGCAGGCAGCAAAAAGAGGAAGAAAGGGGCCCCACUGCUGCACAGCAGCAACAUCAGCAACAGCCUCAACAGGAACAGCAGCAGCAGCGGAAACAACAGCAACACGAUCACGACUACGUGGGAGUGCCGUCUCCCCUGCUUGCGACGGACCCCUCGGCGGCGUUGGUGCUUGCACCUCGGGACACACCAGCAGCAGCAGCGGCAGCUGCAGCAGCCCUAGCUGCAAGUGCCAGCGGUGCAGCAACGACUGCAGCAUCAGCAGCUGCGGCAGCGACGGGUGCUGCUAGCGCUGCCACCGUAGCAGCAGCAGCAGCAGCCGCGGCAGCUGCUGCUGUCCCUGGUGCUGACGACCCCUUCGAGCGCUGCCUCAGCCAAGGGGAAGUGCCACAAAAUAACGGACUCUAUGAAUACUUUCCACUCCCACUUUCAGGUGUAUCUACAGAUGGACCGUUACUGUCUUGGCUGGGAUCCAGCAGUACCCAAGGCAGGCCGCUGGUGCAACAACUCAGCGACGGAGAGGUUGUCGGUCCAUCACUCUCAGAGCAGCAAACUGUUGUGCUGCGCACUCCACUGCAGCAGCAACAGAUCCAGAAACAACAGCUGCAGCAACAACACAUACUGCAGCAGCAACAGAUGCUGCAGCAACAGCAUUUGAGCUACUCUUCUGCGACAACAAGCCGUUUGCCUGUUUCCGGGCGGUUAACCCUUCGGGCUGCUACUGCAACCCCACAAGGUGCUGCUGCUGCCGUCGUGGACUGCAGCAGCAGCUCUAGCCCUUCUCUCGAGACUAACCGCUGCAGUCCCCAGAUAUUCGGCUCGCCGCAGCAGAAGCAGCAACAGCAGCAACAACAGCAGCAAGGUAUCAGCCUUAUGUUUAUAGAGGAGGGCCAUGUGGCAACGGAGAAGCCGUCAACGCCUUCCGAGGCAGCAAGCAGCGACCUCUCCAGCGCUCUACAGAGGUUCAGCUACACACAGCAGCAGCAGCAGAAACAACAAAAACAGCAACAACCCUUGCAGCUGCCUCCUGCACAGUCGCCCCUGCCGCCACCAUCCCAAGUCCAGCAGCAGCCACAGCAGCAGGUAACGACGCAGGAAAUCAGCAGCGCGUAUCAGGACCGUCGGAGAGAGCAGCAGCAGCGGCAACAGCAGCACCAGACUCUACGCAACGAGCAGGACAAGGCUCGAGCCGACGAUCAGCAGCCGCAUAUGUUGCAGAAGCUAGAGCCUCUGCAACUGCAGCAGCAUUGCCUAGAGAUGCAACCGCAACUGAGGAUGACAGUGGAAGACAACACCGAUCAGCAGCAGCAGCAGCAGAAUCAUUGUAUGCUGCAGCAGGUAUUGCAUGAUGCAUUGCCACACAAGUCGCUGUUUCCCGGGCAGCAGCAAGCUGCGCCCAAACAGGAAACACUGCAGCAGGAGCAGCACGACCAGCUCAACCUGUACCAGCAACAGCUACCGGUAAACGAGUUCUGCAAGGGGGGACCCCAGCACGCUGUAGCCCAGACACCACCCCAGCAGCAGCAGCAGCAACCUGAUGGCCCCACCGUAGGUGGACAGUGCUUGAGGCGUGAGCCGCACUUCUGCUGGGCCAACCGCAGGCGUGGCGAAACACGAGGACCUGAUGGCCUCUGUGCAGCUAAGGAGGGAGCCAUCCCUUCCUCUCCCGGAGGCCCCCUAUCGCCCCUGCCUAUGUCUGCACGCCGUCGUCCACAGGAGGCCCCACCUCAAUUGCAACAGGGCCCCCCCAGUGCAGCAGCUGCUGCCGCUGCCCUUUCAACAAAACCUACAGACCCCCCAAAAGCAGAGUAUGGAGAUCCCCACCACGUCUUUGGGGGCUCCGGAGAAACCUUUGGGGGCCCCCAGGAGACGCUGCUGGAUCUCCCAGGCUCUAGUGAGAACUUACAUUUGCUGAACAAGGAAGAUUUGCUGCAGGCUUUGGGGGCUCUGGAGACAUGCGGGCACUUGACGCCGGAUGAAUUCCUAUCAUUGCAGCGUCAAGUCGAGAACAGCUCACCAGGUGUACCCCGGGCAUUGGUGAAGUUCUGCACUGAUGAAGACAACGAGUUGCUACUUCAGACCCUCAAAUAUCUCGCCUCUAAUUCCUAA
This is a messenger RNA of Eimeria maxima, 9348 nucleotides long. RefSeq lists its product as hypothetical. The record is from RefSeq and is a predicted model, not a curated record. Bases 1 to 9348 code for a protein of 3115 amino acids. The transcript has 9 exons. Lineage: Eukaryota; Apicomplexa; Conoidasida; Eucoccidiorida; Eimeriidae.